Molecule: messenger RNA, 1021 nt
Organism: Punica granatum (pomegranate)
Lineage: Eukaryota; Viridiplantae; Streptophyta; Magnoliopsida; Myrtales; Lythraceae
Source: RefSeq, a predicted model, not a curated record
CGGCUGGAUUUUCCUCCAAGUCAUCCCAAAAUUACAGCAGCUAUACGGCUCCAUAAAGCACAGUCCUCCGUUUUCCUUCCUGCCCCCUCCAAUCUGCAAGCUACCGCCGAUCAGUUCACCGGCAAGCCGAACCCCCCGUCAUUCCGAUGUCGAUCUUCGAGUACAAUGGAAGUGCCCUGAUUGCGAUGGUCGGGAAGAACUGCUUCGCCAUCGCCAGCGAUCGCCGGCUCGGAGUUCAGCUCCAGACCAUCGCCACCGAUUUCCAGAGAAUCUACCAGAUUCACGACAAGCUUUACAUCGGCCUCUCCGGCCUUGCAACCGAUGCUCAGACACUGUAUCAGAGGCUUGUGUUUAGGCACAAGUUGUAUCAACUUCGAGAAGAGAGGGAUAUGAAGCCUGAGACAUUUGCUAGCCUUGUUUCAGCUAUACUUUACGAGAAAAGAUUUGGUCCGUACUUUUGCCAACCUGUAAUUGCUGGACUGGGAGAUGAAGACAAGCCCUUCAUCUGCACCAUGGAUUCAAUUGGAGCUAAAGAACUUGCCAAGGAUUUUGUGGUUGCUGGCAGUGCUUCAGAAUCUCUUUAUGGUGCUUGCGAGACGAUGUUUAAGCCUGACAUGGAACCUGAGGAAUUGUUUGAAACGGUGUCACAUGCUCUUAUGUCAUCCGUAGAUCGGGACUGCUUGAGUGGUUGGGGAGGACAUGUCUAUGUUGUAACGCCAACUGAAGUAAAAGAAACAAUUCUGAAGGGCAGAAUGGAUUGACAUCUGAUGGAGGAGUUCGGUUACCAUGUACUUCCUCAUGCGAGGUCUCAUGCCUCCCCUUUUAUCUGUUUGGACAGUUUGUGCUGAACGAUGUAGGAUGAGCAGACGAGUAAAUCGAAAUUUAAGUAGUCUAUGUUAUUUAGAUUCUCGUUGGGUGAGAGUUUCAAAUGAAGUGUUUGUGAUACUUGUUUCAUCCUCAUGAAGGCUUCUAGUCUUUGACUCUCUUUUCUGCAUCUAAAAAAAAAAGUAAGUCCGAUGAA